Molecule: messenger RNA, 1850 nt
Organism: Gallus gallus (chicken)
Lineage: Eukaryota; Metazoa; Chordata; Aves; Galliformes; Phasianidae
Product: kallikrein-14-like
Exons: 6
Coding region: 376-1194 (272 amino acids)
Biological process (GO): proteolysis
Molecular function (GO): serine-type endopeptidase activity
Source: RefSeq, a predicted model, not a curated record
ACCCCAUCCGCGGGGACGACACAACCGGUCCGUCCGUCCGUCCGUCCGUCUGUCUGUCCGUCCGUCCGUCCGUCCUUCAGGCCGGGGCGGUUUCGUAGCCCUACGAGCAGAACGGGGCGGAGGAUAAGAGAGCAAAACCGCCUUCGGGUCGGCGUUCCCUUUACGGGGGGGGGGACGUCAAAAGCCGUCGCCUUCACCUGCCGGGACCUCAAAGACACCCCACACCUUCCAGGACCCGACCCCCACCCCCACCCCCACCCAACCCCCCCCACCCCACCCUGAGUCACCGCUGAGACACGGCCCACAUCCCAACCCCGCCAUAAAUACGGCCCAGGGAUCGCUCCUCCGCUUCCCGACGCUCCUCCUCCUCCCGGAAUGGCUCAGCACUCACACGGGGCCUUCGUCCCCACCGUCCUCCUCGUGCUGGGGCUGCUGCUGACCACCGCCCCACUGCGGGCGCAGAAGGGGAACGGGGGCAGCGGCGGAGGCAACGACAUGGAAGAGACGGAUGAGUCCCGCAUCAUCGGGGGGAGGCCGUGCUCCAUCACGCAGCGGCCCUUCCAGGUGGCCCUGAUCAAGAAAGGACAAAUCCUCUGUGGGGGGAGUUUGGUGGACGCCCAGUGGGUCCUCACAGCCGCACACUGCAAGCAGCCCAGCAGAGACCUUCGGGUGCUGAUCGGGACGGACACUCUCCGCGACGGCACCGGGGAGGUGAGGACCAUCACCCGUUCCAUCGUCCACCCCUCUUACGACCCCCGGAGGAACGACAACGACUUCAUGCUGCUGAGGCUCAACAAAGCCGUACGCUUCGGCAGCAGCAUCAAAAAGAUCCGCAUCGCCAACAGCUGCCCCACGGAUGGGAUGCGCUGCAGCGUAUCGGGGUGGGGGACCACCAGAUCACCCGGAGCUCAGCUCCCCAGGGACCUGCAGUGCGCCGGCGUCCAGGCCUUUGGGAGGGAGAAGUGCAUGAGGGCGUACGGGAGGUCCAUCACCCCCAACAUGUUCUGCGCCGGCGUCCCACAGGGCGGCGUCGAUUCGUGCCAGGGCGACUCCGGGGGUCCUCUGGUGUGCAAUGGGGUCCUGCAGGGGGUGGUCUCGUGGGGUAUGGCCGUCUGCGGGCGCAAAGGGCAGCCCGGCGUCUACUCCAACGUGUGCCGCGCUCAGUCCUGGAUCCGGAGAUACAUCCGUGGGUAGAGGGGACCCCCCCGACCCCCCACCCCGACCCCCCACCCCGACCCCCCACCCCGAAUUCCCCCCCCCCCCACCCCCUAAAAAAAUGGAGAUUUCUGCCCUUAAUUUAAGGCAAAAAAGCCCCAAAAUGGGGGUUCUCCAACCCAACCCAACCCAACCCAACAUCGGGAGUUUGGGAGAGAGGGGGGGGGGAUUUGGGUACGAAAUAAAGGAAGGGGUUGAAAAUGGGGGUUGGGAGUGAGCCCUUCGUCACGGCCCACGGGGGGCGAUAAUUAGCGGCCUCUUAAUUAAGAGAGAGGCUUCGUAAUUAGGGAUUUCCCUGGGUGAUGUAAACGAGAAACCCUUCGCUGUGACAUAAAGCACGGAUCCCAUCUCCCACUCCGGCGCUGGGGGAGAGGGACUCAUGAACGAGGCUGAUGAAUGAGGCUAAUUAAUAAUUAACGGGCCAUUAAUUGCCAUCCCCCGAGAAGAACUCCGUCGUUUAGAGAGCAGCUUCUUAAUUAACCGUCUCCCUCAGCAACGUAAAUGAGAAACUCUUCGCUGUGAGAUGGGGGGUGCGGAUCCCCUCCAUCUCCCGCGCCCGCGCUGGGGGGAAAAGAGAUUAAUUAAUGAGACUAAUUAAUGAGACUAAUAAAUAAUUAACCAGCUCUUAAUUGUCA